Molecule: messenger RNA, 1583 nt
Organism: Ananas comosus (pineapple)
Lineage: Eukaryota; Viridiplantae; Streptophyta; Magnoliopsida; Poales; Bromeliaceae
Exons: 5
Coding region: 196-1281 (361 amino acids)
Source: RefSeq, a predicted model, not a curated record
AUUUUUGCGGACAAAUUCGAAAAACGGACCGCGCGUUUCACCUCCCUCGCUUCUUCUACGCACUCUCGCUCCCUCUCAAUUUCCAAAAACCCAUUUCCACUCUCUCCCCCGCGUCUCUUUUUUCCAAAACCCUAAACGCGGCUACUCCUCCGCCACCCGAGUCCACGGAGAGCGCGAUCGCCAAAAAGGAAUACAAUGGCUAAUGAAGGCCUCGGAGAUGAGGCUCCGCGCAUUUUGGGUGAUAUGACCAACAUCUUUGGUAAGAGGCCACUCUCAUUGGAUUUGAAAAUUUCUACGAAUGAGAACAAGGUCGAGAGAUAUAAAGAGAGUCCACCGAAAAGACAAAAAGGAACAGGAUACGAGACGCGGUGUUAUCGAAAGAACAAAUGUGCGAUAGAUGACAAGGAAAAUAGAAGAGGUAGUGCGAAAGAAACCUGCCAUUCUACGGCUUCAGAUUAUAGAGAUUACCUUAACAAAGAGAAUACUCGAACCGCUGACCAUCCUUUUAGUUUGUGUUCGGACAAUAUAGACAGUGACUCUAAUACAUGUGGAAAUAUAGAAGCGAAAAUGCCGAAACAUGAUUGUGAACUUUUGGGUUCUUUAUCCGGUCGCAGCAGUAAAGCAAGAGAGUCACAGCCGGAACAAGAGGAACGCCGUGAAGAGGGUUAUGAAACAGAUGGUGAAGAGACUUCCAGAAAUGCUGCGCGAAAUGAUGGUGAAUUUUUGAAUUCUUUUUCUGAAAUGGAAGAUAAGAUAAAUGUUGGGAAUGAUGAAGCCAAAGAUCCAGUUGGGAAAUCGGGAUCGUUAGAGUUAUUUGACACAUCUGGUUCAUCGGGGUACAGAAUGAAUGAUACGAACGAGAUUCUGAAUUUGCACCACGCGCAAAACGGUGAGGAUGCCAAGGGGAAAGGCAGUGUUCAUUUGGACAAAGCAUGUAUGUGCUCCUUUUGUCUUAAAGCUGCUCAUAUGUUGGCGGAUCUUCAUUACCAGGAUGCCAGCGGCCGUCUUUCUGCGGUGAACAGGACUAGAAAACAGAUUCGGUUACUGGAAGGGAAAAAUUAUGGCCUUGCACAAACCGGCAAGACUCCUAGAGAUAUCCCAAAGCAAUCCGUAGAAAUGGAGCUUGAACUCACGCAACACUGGAAAUCACUCUUUCUUCAUACGGACAACGUCCUUGAGCGUGAGAUGACGCAGCUUCAUUCCACCCUACUGAGGUUAAAGGAAUUGAAGGAGAACUGCAAGAGAGAUCUUGAGAUUAGCACAGUUUCUUUAGAUGAUUGAGAGUUAUUUGGUACUUUCGAGUGGAUCAUUCAUAAUUUGGCCAUCCUUGUAUGUUGAUCACUAUGUAUUUUAGGAAGCAAGGUAGGAGCUGGAACUCGGUAAUUACGAUCCGAUUUGAUGCUUACUGUGUUGUAGUUUUAUCCGGACAAGCAUUGGCAAGUGCUUCUAUGUCAGUUGCUAUUUAGGCAGCAUAUAAGUUGUUGUAUGCUAUCACUUUCAGCAAGUGUAAUUUUACUGUACAUUGGGCUGCAUUGAUCAGCCACAAAAUUCAUUUGAAUAUCAAACUGGAAAUCUCUAUAUAA